UCUCUCUCUUCUGUGGCGCACAGAGACGAACCCACAGUGUUUCCGCACAUGCGACGUUUCCGUGUGUUUCUUCUUCUGGAUCAGUUCUAUGAACUAGUGUGAACACCAACCUGCUGCUUCACGAGGCGGUACGUGGAUUAGAAACUGCGCUUUAAGCAGGUGUCGGGACGAUCGUCUCUGUAUUCGUAAUGGAGGCGUCCUCCGCCGUGGGCAGCCCUCCUCAGCUUUGUGCCUCCAGUCUGUGCCAUCCAUCUCACCAUGGGCUCCCUGCUGAGUGGGGCCAGUGAAGGGGCCAGGGCUCUGCAGCCUGCGCAGACCUCAUCACGUCAUAGAUGCCACUCGCUGUCUUUACCUCCGUGACCGACUGUCGGGGAAACAAUAAGGCGUAAAUUCCUCCCAUCUCGGAACAAAGGAGCCAUGCAUCUGCUGCUCUCCCUCGGUGUCUUUUGGCUGCUGCCCCUGGCCUUGGCGCUGGAAGAAGACUCGCCACUGGGCUGUGUUCCCCGCAAAACCGUGCCCCAUCACAAGGUCAACGCUCGCGUGUUUCACGAGAAAGGUGUGUUCAACUACUCCACCAUGUUGCUGAGAGAAGACCUGGCUCUGCUCAUGCUGGGUGCCAGGGAGGCGGUGUAUGCUCUUGACCUCAACGACAUCUCCAAGAAACUCGCCUCCGUGAAAUGGGGAGUGACACAACAGCAAAAAGCUGAGUGUGAGAACAAAGGAAAAGAUCCCGAGAGGGAGUGCAAGAACUAUAUCAGGACACUGCACAAGAUGGAGGACAACAGGAUGUAUGUAUGUGGAACCAAUGCUUUCGAUCCAGAGUGUGAUUACAUGUCCUAUGCAGAUGGAAAGCUGACUCUGGAGAACAAGGGAGAGGACGGCAAAGGGAAGUGUCCAUUCGAUCCUUUCCAGAGAUACGCCUCCAUCAUGGUUGAUAACGACCUUUACUCGGCCACUUCGAUAAACUUCCUGGGCUCCGAGCCGAUCCUGACGCGCAGCUCUCCUGUCUCCAUACGCACCGAGUUCAAGACUUCCUGGCUUAAUGAGCCCAGCUUUGUGUCCAUGGCUCAGAUGCCAGAGAGUGAAGAAAACGAGGAGGGCGACGACGACAAGGUUUACCUGUUCUUCAGCGAGAGAGCCGUGGAGUCCGACUGCCUCAACAAGCUGGUGGUCUCCCGCGUGGCCCGCGUCUGCAAGGGGGAUCUUGGAGGUCAGCGGACUUUGCAGAAGAAGUGGACAUCCUUCCUGAAGGCCAGAAUAGACUGUCCAGUGCUGGAGUCCCAGCUGCCGUACGUUAUCCAGGACACCUACCUCUGGUGUGACCCCCAGCGGCCCUGGAAGAACUGUCUGUUCUACGCCAUCUUCACACCACAGUCGCACACAUCGGACCUGUCUGCAGUGUGUGCGUACCGGGUGUCUGACAUCAGCAGAGAGUUUGCCGAGGGGAAGUACAAGACGCCAGUCACUGUAGAAACCUCUUUUGUUAAGUGGGUGAUGUAUAGCGGAGAUGUCCCCAGCCCUCGGCCCGGAGCUUGUAUAAACAAUGAGGCUCGUAAAGCAGGUAUAACUCAGACCCUGGACCUCCCAGACCAGACCCUUCAAUUUAUCAAAGAUAGGCCCCUCAUGGACCAGGCCAUCCAGCCAAUAGGAGAGAAGCCAGUGCUGGUGCGAAGGGGAGCAACAUUCACACGCAUCGUAGUCAACCAAAUGCAGGCCGCAGAUGGCGAGAAGUACCACGUGAUGUUUAUAGGCACAGAGGAGGGCACCAUGCUGAAAGCAGCGAACUACGAUGGAGAGAUGUUCAUCAUAGAGGAAACACAACUGUUCCAAACCCCAGAGCCAAUCAAGAUUCUGAAAUUCUCCAACGUCACGGGUCAGCUCUAUGCAGGUUCACACCACGGAGCAGCACAGAUACCACUGGCCAACUGUGAGAGAUCCUCCUCCUGUAUGGACUGCGUUCUAACAAGAGACCCAUACUGUGGCUGGGACAGAGCUGUUGGAAAAUGCGUCGCCCUUUCUAAUUCACAGAGAGAGCUAAUCCAAAGUGUGAAAGAAGGAGAUGCCUCUCUUUGCCCAGACGCUGAUCCUGUCAAACCGAUGAAUCGGUCCAUCUGGCCGGGCGGCAACCAGAAGCUCAGUUGCUCUUCGCCAUCCAACUUGGCAAAAACCCUUUGGGAGAGGGACCACCACCCUCUGACCCCCUCCGCCCAUUUUCAGAUACUGCAAGACGGACUGCUCAUCCUCAACGCUUCGGACAGCGACGGCGGCCGCUACCGCUGCCUGUCGGUGGAGCGCUCAAAAACCGAAGAUUACACAACCACUGUGGCUGAGUACCAGCUCACAGUCGGCCCAGCAGGCUCAGGGAAGGGAGGUCACACAUUGUUCCCACAGGCUCAGACGGACGGCCCCUCCGUGGCUGGACUGCAGGCCGUCGUAGGGCUCCUAGUCAUUUCCUUACUUGUCCUUUUGGCAUGGAACUUUUACAAAGGGCACCUACCUCUUCCCUGUAAGUGUGGGAAGAAAAGUAGCAAACAAGCCCAGGAGGCCCAUGAGGACGGGGUCGUGAACUCCACCGUGCAGCACCAAGAGGCACAGAGGCCCGCAGUGGCCGAGGAGAAGCCCCUGGUGUUGGGAAUAGACAACGGCAGCAGCCAUAACAACCACACCAGAGGGGAGGCGGUGUGCGGUGCCGUGGGGGAGGGGAGUGAUGCCCCGAGCGUUAACCUACCAACUCUGCAGUACAUCGACGACGAGUCGGAAAUUUGAAAAUGACAAGCAGAUUUACCGUCAGAGUACAGUUCAAGUUUCAAAGAUGAAUUGACAAGUCACAAAAUAUUUGUUUCUGGAUUAAUCAGUUCAGCUGGGAUGAGAGUUGAAAUGUCGACUUUCAUAACAAGUAAGUUGAAGUAUAAGUUCCUUCCACGUAGUCAACACCUGUUUUCACCAAAAGAUCCUAUAAGUUUGUUUUGUAAGAAUGAAAUGCUUGAAUUUCUGUCUUCCUUUUUGUUUUUAAUAGUCGUAUGUUAUUUUUUUCUUAAGUAUGUUUUUAGUUUCUUACUAAUUGUUGUAAAUUCUGUUAUAGAUUGAAAUAUCUUGUCAGAUUGUAUGGUUUUCACAGGGAAUGUACAAUAACUGAAAUUGAGCCAAUUCAUUUCUAACAAGUAGCUGCAAAGAUUUCAUUUUAUUGUAUUAAACCUUUUUCUACCUGA
Molecule: messenger RNA, 3209 nt
Organism: Scophthalmus maximus (turbot)
Lineage: Eukaryota; Metazoa; Chordata; Actinopteri; Pleuronectiformes; Scophthalmidae
Gene: sema4e
Product: semaphorin 4e
Exons: 15
Coding region: 418-2766 (782 amino acids)
Biological process (GO): axon guidance; negative chemotaxis; neural crest cell migration
Molecular function (GO): semaphorin receptor binding; chemorepellent activity
Source: RefSeq, a predicted model, not a curated record